ACGAGUGUUGCGGGCGGAGGGAAGCAAAGAUAACUGGCGUCCCGGCAGCGUCCUGGCUGCAUCCCGGUCCUAGCUGCAUGUCCUCAAGGUUCCGCGACGCAGUGACCCCUGAAGGCGUCCUGGAGCAGCGCUUGUGCUGAUAAACUUAUCAGACCUCUAGCUGGCCAUGUGAUGAAUUCAAGGAUCACACCCAGUGGUACAACGGCCAUUGGAGAACUGAGUUUUGAGCACGUUCACUCCACACCUGGAAAGAUGGUGUCCCAAUCCACAGGCCAGCAAGACUAUCCUAUGGACUCCUGUGAAAGGACCAGCCAUGCCUUUCAGGACGCUGAUGGCUUGCCCAGUGUCCUGGACACUGACCAACCUGCUUGCCAGUUAGAUGUGAGACUCGUAAGACACAAAGCUUCCUGGAUCAACCCACUGUGUGUGCAGCAGCCACUUCGAGAAUCAGGCCUCCAAAGACCAACGGCGCAGAACAGUGAGAACCACGUGGUCGUGGACACUCCCUCUCCCUCGGACCUUUCGAUAUUGCCCCAGAGGGACUCCCUGGCUGAGAUGUCAUUGUCUGAGAAUACUGCUGAUGUCAUCUGCAACAGCUCUGCUUAUUGCUCCUGGGGAGAGAAGGGUGACUUCUUCCUGGCUACAGAAGAGCAAGAGGCUCAUCCUCAGCAGAAGUCUCUGCUCAAAAACCCCAAGGCUGUGGCCACUUCCCCAUUCUCUAAGGCCAGUGUCCAUUCUGAGUCUCCUCAUUUGACAGCUUCUACGGAUGAUGGUGAUGCUCAGAGCAGCAGGAGCCAUUCUUGGAAUUUCUUCCCACUGGAGACAUUCAUUCUGCCUGCUGACAUGGAAAAGGAAAACGUCCACUUUUAUGCUGCAGACUUGAUCAUCUCAGUAAUAGAGAAUUUGAAGUGCAGUCUUCUGAGUCAACAGCAGCCAGGGAGUUCGGGCACAGAAGAGGCCAGCAGGUCAUGUGGGACUGGAGCAGAAGUGACCUUUCAUACCCAUGCAAAGCAGGAGCCAGACCCCUCCGCUUCUUCACACACUGGCUGUGAAGGUUGCGCUGCACUCCAGGUCAGCCCAGUGGCUGAGGCACUUUCUUACUGUCCUGUGGCGAUAGAGGCCUGCACACUUGACUUGAACAAAUUGGUCAUAUUAGAACUUGGGAAAUCCAAUGACCUCACGGAAGGCUGCAGAGGCUCCUAUAGCUCUUCAGAGAGUGCAACUUGCAAGUCGAAUCUCAGUCUUGCUGGGCUCUUAGCCAGAGAGUUGUUCCGAGGGUUCUAUAAGUACUGGAUGCUGUCAGAAGAAGUCACUCGUCAGCCUCCAGGCUCCCUGAUCCCCGCUAGCUCAGGAGUUGGGGAAGAAGAACAAGCUGAGGAAGAGCUUGACUCCAGUGUGGAUACAGCACGGGAAGUCAUGCUUAAGUCCAGGGUCCCAGGGACUGAAGACUGGGUGCCCCCUCCAUGCCAAAUCAUACUUACUGUUCACCCGCCAGUCAAGAGGGACAUAGCAGUCGUGGCCCAGAAUUUCUUCUGUGCUGGAUGUGGGACUCCCAUACAACCCAAGUUUGUGAAGCGGCUCCGAUACUGUGAGUACCUCGGGAAGUACUUCUGUGACAGAUGCCACUCAUCUGCAGAGUCCUGUAUCCCUGCUCGGAUCCUGCUGAUGUGGGACUUCAGGAAGUACCAAGUCAGCGAUUUCUCUAAAUGGCUACUGGACAGCAUAUGGCAUCAGCCCAUCUUCAACCUGUUAAGUGGGCAUCACAGCCUCUAUGCAAAAGUCAAGGAACUGGAUAGGGUGAAGGACAUCCAGGAGCAACUUUUUCAUAUCAAGAAGCUGUUGAAGACUUGCAGGUUUGCUGACAGUGUGCUGAAGGAGUUUGAACAGGUUCCCAGUCAUUUGACUGAUGAAUGCCACAUGUUCUCCAUGGACGACUUCCUCAGGACCAAGAAAGGACUGUUGGCACCUUUGCUCAAGGACAUCCUGAGAGCUUCUCUUGCCCACGUGGACAGCUGUGAGCUGUGCCAGGGAAAGGGCUUCAUUUGUGAGUUUUGCCAGAGCACGACUGUCAUCUUCCCAUUUCAGACCAUGACUUGUAGAAGAUGUGCAGACAGGCACCGCCACCGAACCCGGACAUCAUUAAUUAGCUAGACUGGCCAGCCAGCAAGACCAAGCGGUCCUCUUCCAUGUGGCAUUACAGGUACACACCUCUGUGCACACCUCAUGUGUGUGCUGGGGUCUGAGGUUGAGUCUUCGUGCUACUGCAGCAAGCUCUUCACCACCAUGUCUAAAUUGGUAACCGGUUAUACCGAAGACAAUGCCAUUUUCCAUAGUGAAGCUGGGGCCCUCUAACAGUUAUAUUAAAAUUUUGAGCACAAUGCCGAGAAGACGUAUGAAACCAGAGUUAAGUCAAUUCAGACUUCUAGCCCACAUGCUAGAAGGAGAGAACAAACUCCCAUAGGUUGUCCUCCGAACUCCACACGUGUGCCAGUGUCUUUCCUUAAGCAUGGGUCUAAGUGUCGCCAGUCGGGGUGGGAGGGAGACAGACAGAAAUCAAGAAUACAGCCGAUUCUUUGUGAAGAACAUCACUGACUAAAGCAAAGCUUUGUGGAGACGAUUGUCUCUAGAUCCAUUCCAGCCCCUAGCUUCGGUAUGGCAAAGAAGCAGGGUCAAAGGUCAGAGUCGAUUUGGAAAGCACGGCUCACAUUACUCAGGAGGGAGUCAUUCACUUCAGUGGGUUGACAUUUCCUCACCUGGAGGUGGGGAGGCACAGUCAGUCUGUGCAGAUGUGAGUCUCCUGUGACUUUGUCUGUCAGGAAGUAUAAAGCAGGGGUUUCAACCAUGGAGGCUGCAGCUGGCAUUUGGUGAGUGGAGGACAGAGAUGCUGUUAAAUGCUCCCAUGGCAAAUCCUCUGAUUCAAAAUAUUAGCCUGCUAAACAGUAGGGCCUGGUGAGAAGCCCUUCUCUAAUGAGUUUGGGGAAUACAGAUCUAUUAAAACUUAUAGGAAAAUAAAUUUGUCAUUUGAUUCAGAGCCAGAGGAAGACCUUCAGUGUUCACUGGGCAGGGUGAGCAGCCAGCUAUAGGCUGGCCACAGCCUCAAAGGAAAGAAAGGACCUGAUUGGUUCAGGCUCCACACUUGCCUUAUUUAGCAUGGUUUCAUCUAGGGACUUCCUAUGAUUGGCUGAAACUUGCAGCUUAUGAUUGGCUGACAUACAUACACACUAUAUACAUACAUACAUACAUACAUACAUACAUACAUACAUGUAUGUAUGUAUGUAUGUAUGUAUGUAUGUAUGUAUAUUCAGGGCUGACUUUAGGCUCACUCAGUGGCCUCAGACCUAUGACUGAGGACAUGAUGCCACCAGGUCUCUGGUUCCUCGGUAGCCACAGGUUUGCUGGUGAGAGUAAUACCAUCAAACGGGCCUCUUGAAGGUCAAAUGUUCAAGGUUUGGAGGUCAGCAGCCACCCCUAACAGUGCUCUAUUGAACCUUAGCUUGCAAGUGUAGUUUUGAGUCUGCUGUAAUGCUAGAUAUGACUGGCAGAGGGCACUGGUGACACAGCCAUGCCUUGUAUGUUCUUAAUGUCCUGUGCAAGGCUUAGCAGGUGACCUUUUGCUGAUUUCUUGGAAAUUGCUGAUAGCCUGGAGUUUUAGAGCUGAGGAACUCCAGCAACAACCCCGAAGCUGGAUUCUGACUGGUCCAUCCAUGAGGUCAGAUAUGGAUGUGGAUCUGCGUGGCCCUCACAACACAGCUCCAGGGUUGGCAGCACUAACUUUCUGAGGAAAAAGCCACAAAAUGGAUUAGUAUUAGUAUUAGGGAGCAGCUGAAUGGAGGGCAGGUGGCUGGUGACGCCUGCGGCUAUGGAAAGUGAGCUCAGCAGGCCACAGAGGCAUAAGCCUGCUCACAGAGAUCUGCUUUUGCUUCCCAAGUGCUGGGAUUAAAAGCGUGUGCCACUACACCUGGUUCAGUGUGGUUUUGUUUUGCAUUUUGCAACAGCAUGAAAGCGUGAAGGCGUCAUUCGACUCUCGAAGGGGUCAUUACCCACAGGUUGGGAAAUGCUGCCUUAAGCCUUGAACUGAAUGUAUUGUGCUCAUGCCUAUAAUCUCGGCAGCCUAGGGGUGCAGUCUGGAGGAUUGAUGGGCAUCACAGGACAGGACUACAGAAGGAUACCCUAUCCCAAAAGAGACAAAAGGAAAGAAAAAAUUAAAAUAUCCAAGUAAGCAGACAGAGCUCCAGGUGUCCUGAACUUCCUCGGAGAGGAUCUCUCUAGAAGCCAAAGGACACCAGGUCUGGAGCCUAUCGCAGCUUAGGGGGUCCUUACCCCUCAGUCCUCACAGCACUGAUACCCUACAGCAGCAAGUGGGAAGGAUGUGGGGGAGACCAAAAGUGUGCAAAACAAAUGUAGAGGCCGCUUCUCCACAGCUGUAAGGAUGGUCUUGAUCUUCCAAAGCCCUUCCAUGUGCCCUCGACAUCUAAAAUUCCAUUAAAACAGAAAUUCAGAGAAGUCCAAGUUCCGUUCGCUCACUGUAGAAGCAUAGAGGAUCAACUGCAUCUCCCUCUUUCCAGAAACUUACUGAGAUUACAAGUAUAGGAAAGUCGAGGAGAACACAGCACGCUGUAUAAGAAGGAGCAUCAAGUAGGACUAACUCAGCAGUUUCGACUGAAGCGAGGCUUCGAGGCUUCGAAUGCUGGCUGGUGUCUGAAGUCAUUGGUCCUCCUCAGUCCUCCCAUCACCCCUCCCCCUCUCAAGUCCACCUUGGAAGGCCGAGACAGAGUGAGGCCGCCUGGGCUAAAGGUGGAGACGUGUGUGUGUGUGUGUGUGUGUGUGUGUGUGUGUGUGUGUAGCACCUUGAAAAACUUCAGAGAAUCCUGCCAAGCAGAGUUUGAGAUAUGGAUGUAAGUUGAGCACAAGGGGAUUGAGUGAAAAACUGCACAUUGAAGAGAUGGGUUCGCCCCCCCCCACAUGCUGCCUUCAGGAGUUGGGGAGCCAUGAUGAUGUUUCCCCCUAAGACUGCUUUAACUGAAACUGUGACAGACUGACUAAAAGUCCCUCUUAGGAACCUAGGAGUAAACAGCCAUAUUCCCAUAGACUGGUGUCUGCACUCCCUCUUCUCUGACGCGAGCACCUUCUGCAUGGAGGUGAGGUCACAGAGCUGAGGAUUCUGCUAUGUUUGUGGCUCCCUGGCCUUACGGCUCCCAAGUGAGUUUGGACAAUUAGCAGCCCCCCAGACAGAGUUGAGGGAGGAAGGGCAGAGAAAUCUCCCUUGUCUGCUCCCAAGAGUAUCCUCCUGUGAGGCUGCCUUGAGUUCCUUGGCCAAAGGUCAUAGCGCCUGUCGCAGAAUCCACUCUGUAUACCAGGUUGUCCUUCUUAGUUCUGAAAACCUCCAUCUCCCUCAUCUCUUGAGGAGAUGGAGCAGUUAGAGUUCUACUACUGUCAAUCAAGGUUGAGCCACACCCAGUCCAUCCCUUCCUGAGCGCAGAACAGCUGUGUUGGGUUUGCAACCUCACUGUUGUGGAGGCUUUUGGAUGCUCCUGCUGUGGGCUGGGCUGAAUAUGGAGGACAAAGGAAGAGAUCCCACAGAAGAUGGAGUCGCUGUGGAUCUUGAUGCCGUUUCCCCAACACAGUGGGUCAGGGGAUCCAUCAAAGUGUGAAGGAGUGGCAGUGUGGUCUGACCUGGGUCUGAUCGCCAACAUUUUUCGUGGAAACCUCCUAUAGGCAAACCUUGACUAGAUCUGUUCUGGAAAUUUCUAUCCAGGUUGGCCAUAUUGACACAUAAUCACCUCAGGAAUUCUAGUCCCCUUCCUAUGUUCAGGUCUCCCUUUUGUGCGUGACAAAAAGAAAAUUUAAUUGGAGUAGCUUAUACCUCAUGGCAUUUCUGAGGCACUGAAGAUGAGGAAUAACAGUAAGCCUUUGGUGCUAAUCAAACUUUAGAACAGCAAAUGGGGUGUCUGGAGAUGGGGAGGGAGCUCACAGAACAACAGCAUUUCACAACUCAGAGCUUUAUCUGGAUAUACAUUAAGACAGGAAGUCUGGGGGAGGGGGAGUUUUGACACAUAUUUUGAAACUGGCCACUUGCUUGAGAGAAAUUGUGAGAAGCUACCAUAUUUAUGAACACGUGUGUGAGAGAAAAGAAUAACCCAUGCAAAUACAGACCUUGUACAUGGUCUCUGAAUAUAUCAUAUUUACAAAGAUUGGGAAACUGGAUCCAAGGAGUCACAAUAAAACCUAAACCAGAGCCACAGGACACUACAGUCCUCAGCAGAACAAAUGGAGGGCUUCAUAGCCCAGGGCUCCCGAGAUUGCUCUGGAAAAAUAAUGUUUACCAAAAAUAAUUACAACUAAAAAAAGUAUUAGUCCAAAGAGGAAAUCAUCCCCCAAGAAGGAGUCCACAAGCAAGGUUAGCAUGAGGAGAAGGUGACAAGCCAGACAACUGAAGCUACAAAACGAGCACAUCUAUAGGACUCAUUUGAUGGGAUUAUAAGUCAUAACAAAAGAAUAAAUACAGUGAAAACCAGUCAACACGAAUCAAUCAGAAUCAAAAGGGCUACUAUAAAAACUGAUUUAUGAAACAAAGACUGUAUCAGAAAUAGAUGGGAAACAGGAAGAUGAAUGUGACAGAGUCCUCUAGGGUGUUGGACACGGGAACAAACAGAUGAAGAGGGAGAGGAAAUGGAGGACCAGAGACGCUACAGAUAACAUUUCCCAGGGAUUCUAGAACAACCAGAAAACCUGGACGAGCCCAGGGCUGAGGAUUUUCUGGAAAGGAAUAGUACAGCUUCAGUUUGAGGGUUAAACCAAGUUCACACUAGACAUAUCCCACUGCAGCCUCAGAGAGACGUGGGAGGCACUGAGAAGUCACACGGGCUGCCAGCAGAGGGAUGUUGGUUACACAGAGGGCAGGCGUGCCAUUGUAACCGUUCUGGGACCUCCGCGUCAAAGGGCUAACAUGGAAAAGCCACCAGCCUAGAACCGAUUCUCAGCUCAAUUGCUACUGUGGAGCGAUGUGAGACAAAGGCAUUUCAUACAGAAAUAUCAACUACCACAGAAAUUUCAACUGACUCAAAUAUAUCUUCUAAAAAUUAGCAUUUUCCUUACAUGAUCCAAUUCUAUAAAAAAAAAGUAAUAAAAAAGAAAAUGCUGGACAUGGUGGCUCAUACCUGGAAUCCUAUCACUAGGGAAGCUGAGGCAGGAGGAUGGGUUCAAGUUAGAGGCUGGCCUGGGCUACAUACUGAGUUCCAGGUCAGCUUGAGUUACAUGGAAGAGCUUGUCUUAAACAACAAGAAAUUUUCCCACUUUUACCAAACAAGUCGAGGGGGGAAAAACCCCAAACUCUGGGUUAUUUCUUCUUAAUCUCCAAGAUGCCUUGCAAUCGGAAGGUCUUUUAUUUAUUUAUUUAUUUAUUUAUUUAUUUAUUUAUUUAUUUAUUUAUUUUUUAUCUAAUCCAUUGUUCUUAGAUUUAGUUUAGCUAGGCUGCAGUGACAAUGAUGACCCAGGGCCUUACAACAAGAGAAGUUUAUUUCUUUUUUUUUUUUUUUUUGAGAAGUUUAUUUCUUACUGUCUAGGACUUGUAUUGCUGUAAGAGAAGGCAAGCAACUCAUGGCUGAGAACCACACAACAGCUCUGAGAGCCUUUGGUAAGACAGAGGAUGCUAUCACCUUACAUUCCAUUAACAAAGAAAUCAGGUUCUCAGCCAAGCCCCAAUGCUAAUGACCAAGGGAAAUGGCUUCUGCAGGAGGGCGAGAUAAAUCACGUGGUAAAGGCAUGGGUGUGAUAAGCCUUCUGCAUGGAGAGCAUAGGCAAUUUGGAAAAGCUAUUGGCAACUACUACAUAGCUCAAAAGCUAUCGUGUUCUUGAAAAUUGUUGAGUGUAAUUUCCUGCAUAUAUAUAUAUAUAUUUAUAAAUAUAAUGCAGUAUAUAUUUAUAUAUAAUAUAAUUACAUGUUUAUACAUAAUUAUAUAUACUUAUAUAAACAUAAUUAUAUAAAUAUAUGCAUAAAUUUGUUAUAUAUAAAUUAUAUAUAAAAUAUAUAAAUUACAUUUAUAUACAUUUAUAUAUUUAUUUAUUUAUUUAUUUACAGCAUCUGCUAUUAGCCCUCGGACCUAUGGCACUAUUGGUUUUUAACUCUGGGGCUACAGUGACUACGACACAGGACCUCUUUGACAACACUUUACUUUGUGAUUAGAGUGUUGUGUCUGAGAAGCAUGCACAGGGCUUCGAGAUCAUAAGGUCUUGCUAGUGUGACUAAUGGUGCAGUGCAGGGCAGUGUGCACACUGAUGGAGACGGCAAUUGGUUUGCUCUCCCUCUGCCAGGGCAGCAUCAGUGUGAGAACUGAUCCUGACAAACACAGUCUGCUUCCAAGUGGCCUCACUCAAUAAACCCAUUCAGUUCUAGCACUACGUAGCCAACUGCCAGCAUCACAUGGACCCAAUUCUGUCUUUCACAGAUAUUAUAAAUCCCGGAAACUUGAAACAAUUAGCAAACUGUCCAGAGAGUUAUUAAAAAUAAUUUUCAUACAAAAAUAUUCCAGUCAGUUGGCACAGAGGUUUGAGGGCCCUGAUGGCUGCUCAUGCUACAGGAACCAAACACCAGAUGGUAGUGGUUGUGAUGCUUCAUGAAGCAGAGGUUAGCUGCCCUCAGCAGACAUCCUGACCCUCCCAGAAAUGCCCCAAAGAUGCAUUUCAGCAGGGGGCCCUGGUGAGCCACCUACAGGCUCCAUCUGAAGUAGAGAUGUAGCCAAAAGAGCCAGGUCGCUUCAGAAAGGAAGUAUGGCACAGAGGGAGGAAGAGGGAGGAAGGCGGAGGACACGAGAUGGGAGGAAGGUGAAAGGGCGUGGUGUGGGGGUGGUGUCAUGGUAAGGAUAAGUGUGAAGGAGAGGGUGGUGUGGAGGUGAAGGAGUCUAGGGUUCCCUCUGUGACAGACAGAAAGGGCUCCCACCCCAACUCACCCUACACCUACAUCCAAAUCCCUCAGCGAGUGCUGAGGUCCUGUAAAACCUGCAGUUGACAGAACUCCUGACUGACCACGCAAUAGGGAAGCUACCGCCAGCAUUAACCCGAAGACACCCCCCCUCCCAUUUCAAGCUUCAGAACUUCAGAAUUGUGAGCAGCUAAGACUGUGAUUAAUUUUCAGUCGCUGGUUUGUGGUUGUUACAACAGCAACAGGGAACGGAUACACCUGCCAUCUGAGUGUGUGACUUCCUUCGCGGAGCUGCUGCUUCGCCGCCUUUUCAAGACACGGCCCCUGGAGAGCGCACCAUAACGUGGUAUUUAUUGGCAGAGUCUGGAAAACAAGCUAGCCAAAGCAGGAAGGCUGCUUCUGCAGUGUCUUCCUCCUCGUCUGCUGCUUCCUCCUUCAAGUUAUUUUGUUUACAGAUAAGUCCAAAACUGAUAGUUUGCAUUUUGAGAACCUAGUCUAAAAUAGUUGGUAAUUUGAUUUUUCUUCUCUUACCCAAUCACUAAUUUUAGAGACACGGUCUUUUGCAGAAGGCAUUGCUCUUUUGUGCUGCACCAGAUAUUAGAUACGAUUCACCAGGAAAAAGGUUGAGGGAAGGCAGCAGGGAGGGGGUCACAGUGGCUGGCAGACUGUGGUCUCUGCUGUUUGCAACAGUCCUCAGUCAUUCUGCUUGAUGCAACUCUCUGAAGCCCUGUGCCAGCAGGCACUGUGCUCUGCCUGACUGUGGACCUGCUUGUUCCAGAACAAGCUUAGGCUUUGGGUUUUGGUGACACUGUAUUUAUGGAGGUGCAUGCAGUUCUUGUUAUGGCUGGGACAUAGAACUGUGGCUGGCUUUAGGACAACUGUAGAGACCUGCAAGGCUCAAACUAGUUCUGACAUAUGCAAACCCGCAUCACCUAUGUCUGUGCUCAGCAGCUUCUUGGUUAGGAAGGACACAUUCACUCUGUUGACAAGAGACAACUGCUGUCCAGUUUCUCAGGGCCUACAAACCAUUCCCUUUUCUGCAACAAACCACAAGAGGAGGAAGGGUUGGUAUAUUUAAGUUUCCAUUUCUUUAAAAUCUCUCUGUGUCUCUCUCUGUCUCCCUAUCUCUGUCUCUGUAUGUCUCUGUCUCUGUCUUUUUCUCUGUCUCUUUCUCGCUCUCUCAACAAAACAUGUAAGCCAGCCCUAAGUAGAGGGUGUAAUGUAUUGGUAGGAUUCAUAUGUAUUUAUGCCUCAUAAAAUUUAAAAAGUUUAUAAAAUUAAACUACCAUAAAAUGGAGUUGAAAACAAGAAAAAUCCAAAUAGCCACAUGAAGAUACUAUUUCCCCCAUAAUGGAUCAGUCAAUAUUUUCAAAGAUAAGUCUUCAUCUGGGGCUCAGUAGGAUGGGAAGAGAGAUGGUGUCACCUUCUAAGGUAUGAAAGUUUGCAGAAAAAAACAAACUCAAACACACCUUCAUGUGUAGCACUCUGCUAUCUUACCUCAGGGUCUGCUGUUUCUUUACUUGAUAAAGUUACCUGUAAAACAAGAGGUGUGAACUUGAAGCGUUUUACUGAGUGGCGUGAGAAGCAGAUGAUGGACAGAUAGCAUUCACCAGCUGUUAGGUAUAAUUUUUGAUGAAAAAAUAUCAAAGGUCUUUCUAGUUGAAAUUUACUACAGUGUGUUGGCGCAGAAGCCUAGGGCACUGUCUGGCGGUGAACCGGAAAACCAUUAGAGUCAAGGAGGUUUGGCUGUCGGUGCCUUGGAGUCUUUCACCCACUCAAUUCCCAUUCGAUUUUUGGAUAGAUUUCCUGAUAUGUCUGAAAAUUAUGUAAAUUAGAACUCAGGGGUUAAUUUAGAGAUAAUGUCAAAAAAAAUUAAGGAUCUCUUUGACUAAGAGAAUGGCACAUGUCUCUCUCUCUCUCUCUCUCUCUCUCUCUCUCUCUCUGUGUGUGUGUGUGUGUGUGUGUGUGUGUGUGUGUGUGUGUGUGUGUAUUUAGUGUGUUUUUCAGGACCAGAGAACAUUCAGUCACCUGGCAUUGUGUGUCAGCGAAGAGUAUGUUUAUCAGCCUCCUACUGAGCACUGUGCUGAGCUUAGGAUUUGCAUCUGUCUGGUUUUCAGAGGACUUUGAAGAUGAGGCCUUUGCCAGUUCUUAGUGAAAGGGCACCCAUAUUGCUUGGGGCUGGUAAGGAACGGGCUACGGGUAAGACAGUGUGCCAGUCAGACUUUGUGUUGCCGUGACCUAAAUACCAGAUAAAACCCACACAGGAGUUCCUCAUUUCACUCGCACUUCCUGAGCUUUUGGCCCUCACGGUGGCAGGGUGUGAUGGGGCAGAAUUGUUCAACUCAAGGCAACCAAACAAGCAACAUGGAGGAGCAAGAAGGUGCGAACUUCUAUGAUCCACUUCCUUCAGCUCUGCCUCACCACUGUUCGCCACCUCCCGAUGGCACCAUCAAUACCAUGAGAGCUUGAUACAUUCCUUGUCGGGCAAUCAUGAUCUAGACAUGUCUGGAACAUGUCACUGGCACCAAGAGAGGUGUAAGCACCCACCCACGUGGCUGCUUACAAUCGUCUGUGAUGCCAGUUGCAGAGGAUCGGACCGUCUCUUCUGCCCUCUGACAGCGCCUGGAGUGCACGUGGUGCCCAGGUAAUAUGUGCAGGCAAAAUCCCCUAUACAUCAGAGCAACACGAAUAAGCACAUUUUAGAAAGAAAUGUUUUAGAAAGAUAUGCUGUCGAUUUGUAUCCACUAAGAAAUACAAAUUACUAUGAUCCCAUUGGCUCUGUGGAAGGUAGAGAACAAAUGACUAACCCUAAUAGGACGAUGGUAUGACAGCCGUACGUCUAUCCCAAGAUGAGAAUGAGUUCAGGUGGGAUGGAGUAUAGGGAUGUUUAAGGGUUCUCUAUUUCCGACACGAUGACCAGGGGUUGUAUUGGGUUCCUCCCUUGAUGUAUUGCCAAAGAGAAAGAGAAAAUGAAAUUGGAAGAUCCCAGUUAGACAGUUAUUUCUAUGAGGCAUGGUAUUGAAAAGAAAUGCCCUCGUCUGAAGCUCUUUCAAGGGCCAUUAGCAUGAUUUCUGGGAUAAGAAAUGUUCAGUUAAGGUCACUGAGAAUCUGGUGCCUUGGCACAUAUUUCCAAUUAGAUAAUGACUUUCUGUAAGUGUCUCUGUCUGGUGAAGACUAUUGAUCUGCUCACGGAGCCAACUUUUGCAUUACUAUAAAUUACUUGGGCAACACUGCCAUUUUCAUACCUCACUUCUCAAAUUAGAAGUAUAGGACAAAAUCGGGAGGGAUACAGGAUUGAGAAGGCUGGUCAGCGUGUGGCUUUCCUUAGAAGAAAUGACAGAUGCAGUCUACAAGGUAUAUGGAAUUGGAACAAGAGAAAAAGGAAAAUGGAAGGACUGUUUUUACAAUUGCACACAGUUUGUGUUCCUCACUAAGGUUUUGAAAACAUGGUCCACAGCCUCUCUGAGCUCCUAGUGAAUAUGUUAGAUGGCUCUGUACCAUUUCAGCUGGAUGGAAAUGUGGCCAUUUGUUCUGGAGGCUCCUCUGGUUUCGGAAGAGUAUCUUAGCCUUGGCUUUCUUUAUUGAAACAUAGCAAAUAUCUAACAGGUUCCCAUCUUCCCAAGGGGCAAACAGACACAGCUUAUGCCUGUGAGACGUUAUGAAGGCUCAUGGUCCCUGAGAUCCGGGUGGCAUGUUGACUAAUGGGCUGAAUCUGACUCUCCUCACAUUCCAGGCUCCCUGAAACACGAUCCCCAGUGGAAGAACAGGCUAUUCCACCUCUCGGUCUCACACGGUUGUCUAUGGUCAUAAGCAGCUUCAGACUGAAGGGCACAUGGCCACAUUUUUGAACCAGGAUGGCCCACUUCAGGAUGAUGGCAGUGGUGGUGGGGGCAUCAUAGAGUAACCUGAUUCUUUCUCUCAUCAUCUCUAGUGCCUGUCCCACGAAUUACUUAUCCCAGAAAUCAUGAAUCAUGCUAAUAGCCCUUGAAAGAGCUUCAGAUGAGGGCAUUUCUUUUCAAUACCAUGCAUCAUAGAAAUAAUAGUCUAAUUGGGAUCUUCCAAUUUCAUUUUCUCUUUCUCUUUGGCAAUACAUCAAGGGAGGAACCCAAUAUGACCCCUGGUCAUUACUGUCUGCCUUCCCCUCUCAUCCUUUGGUGGAAUCCCACCCCACACAAAUACACAUAUAGUGUUUUAUGGCACACAGAGAAAUUUGUGUAAGGAGAAAGCUUUCUGUGAUUGCUUAAUGGGAUGAGUCCAGAAAAGGAAAGGAAACAACACCUCAGACCUCCGAGUACUGGGGAAUGUGGCUACACCUGGCCAGAAGUCAUCCAUCACAGACUCCUUGCUCUCUACAGAAAAGGGGGAGCAUAGGUUUCUAAGAGCUUCCUGGCUAGUGAGGUGUCUCACUUCUGCAACUCCCCAUUCUAUUGCUUUUGUCUUUCUGCACAUUAAUAACAUUGUCUUCUUUCCCUUCUAUUAAAUCUGUCAGCUUGUUCCAGUAAACCUUGAGAAGUGAGAGAUGGUGUUUCCCUUUGCACUUUGGAAACAAAACCCUUUAUGCCUCUUUGUGUUAGAAGAUCUGUGUGAUUUGGGGCUGAGGAGAUUGCUCAGCAAUUAAGAGAACUUACUCCUCUUGCAGAAGACCUGGGCUUUUCCCCCACCAGCACCCAUGGAGGAAAACACGCACAUCUUUAUCCCAUCUAAGGACCUGCAUCUUCUGCCCAGCCACUGCCUCCUUCCUCUUUGCUUGGCCCCUGCAGGCCAGUAGCCAGUCCUUCUCAUUCCUCUGGGUGUCUGACAUCAGUGUCCUUCAUUACCGAUGCUCCAGGGAACGUAUCUAAACACUAUCAAGCACUCCUGGAAGCUGGAAGCUUCUCCAUUUGGCAUAGAACAAGGGGAAGCAACCACUGUGGUUUCUGAAGCCUCACCUCAGGUGUACUAUUCUGUAAAGGAAUUCCUUUGCAUGCUUCUCAACUUAAACAUUUCCCUCUGUCCGUUUCUCUCUGUGUGUCUGUGUCUGUCUGUCUGUCUGUCUGUCUCUCUGUUUAUGUAUAUGAGUGCAUUCAUUCCACAGUGUACCUGUGAAGGUCAGAGGGCGGUCUAAGGUGACCUUUCACAUUGAGACAGUGUUAUUUACCAAUGAACAUGCCAUUUGAACUGGCCUGUCGUCUUCUGAGGAUUCCCUUGUCUUCACCUCCUACCUGGGUGCAUUGGGAUUGUAAACCCAUGGUACCAUGUCUGAUUUUAUGCAGAUUCUGGGCAGGCAUCUGCACUCUGAGCUUCACAUUUUGUGUGGCAAACACAUUACCCAUUGACCCAUCCUAGACCUCACUCUUUCCCUUUUGAUUCACUCUCUUGAGUCCCAACACACAUGCCUCUUAGGCAUCCUCCAAGCAAAUGGGCAACUGUCUGUCCUCACUCAAGCUUUGACCACCACCUUCCUCCCAGGUUCUGUUAGUACCUCAUUUUGGAAACAUUUUAUUUUAAGCCAUAGGGCUAAAAUAAAGACAGUCAAAGUCCUGUCCGUUGGCGUGUUUUGUUUGGUUUGUACCUUGUUUCUGUUGCUCUACAACUCUAGCUCAGAGAGGUGAUAUCAAACACACCUGCAGGGCAUUACUGUAUAAACACGGAAAGCUCAGAAUAAACAGAUUGGCAAGGUUCAGAGGCAGGUACGUCUGGCUUAGAAGACAAGGUGUCAGAGUUGUUGGGCAGUGUUGGCGUGAGCUGUGGGAUAUGAUGAUGCAAGGGGGCGGAGCGUGUGAGCCCAGUCAAUAUUGCAGCUCCAAGUCUUUUUUUUUUUUUUUUUUUUGCUAUAGUUUAUAUCUCUUUUAAACUAUAGGCUUUUCUUCCCCCAAGGCCAGAAGUGACCAUAAUUGUGAAUGUAUUUUACAAGUUGAGAAUACACAAUAAGAGAAAAAUAUAUCUCACAUAAGUUUGAGAAGAAAUUCAACAUGGUUGAAUGUGCACAAUAUGUUAUCGCGGUCACUGUUGUUUUGAGAAUCUGUUCAGCUACCUAAAUUUAUGAGUAUUUGCUACAUGCAAAAUAUAGCAUUACAUGGUAUAUUAAGAACCAGCAGGAUGGGGCGGGAGAGACAGCUCAAAGGUUAAGCGCACUGGUCUCUCUUCCAGAGGUCCUGAGUUCAACUCCCAGCAACCACAUGGUGGCUCACAAUUAUCUGUAAUGGGAUCUGGCACCCUCUUCUGGUGUGUCUGAAGACAGCAACAGUGUACUCACAUACACAAAAUUAAUAAAAUUAAAAAAAAAAAGGAACCAGCAGGAUGAAAAAACCUCUUGCCCUCCGUUUAAAAAAGCAAAACCAUUAAAAUGUACACCCUAUGCAUGUUCCUAACCAACCAUGGUCUUCCUUUUUAAGCUAUUUAUUUAUUUAAUUCUCGUGGGUGUUUUGCCAGCAUUAUGUUUGUGCACCACAUAUGUAUCUGAUGACCAUGGAAGCUAGACUCCAGAAGAGGGGACUGACGUUUCAGACUCUUGUGACCGGCCAUACAUGGUGCUGAGAAUUGAACCUGGGUCCCGUAAAGCAGCCAGUGCUCUUAACUGCCGAGCCCUCUCUCCAUCUCCUGAGCACCCACACACAACAGUUGAGACGCAGAGCCUCCAAACCUGCCAGGAAAGGGUGAGGUAAUCAGCAUGAGUUGGCAUCUUGCUUUGUGGAGGCCCGUAUUUCUGAGGUUAAUUGCAUCCAGAAUGUUUGCAUUUCUCGGUAGCCAAAGGAAUCCUAUUUAAAUGUUAGAUGUGCUCAACUAAGCACAACAUGAAGGAAUCAGAAAGAAGAAUCAAUUUUGUAUUACUCUCUGCAUCUCUCCCAACCCCCAAAUGCAAUGAAAACAACAAAUGAAAACCCAAGAGAAACACCACUGGCAUUCAAUCAUCUCCAAGGUCACUGUGGAGAAAUAUAGACUUCAAAAUCUAUUUUAAGCAACCAGAUAAUCAAACAGUAGCUGGCAUAAAGACAGCAAUCACAGCGGAGAAGGGGAGCUUGGGCCGGGCUGGAGGAGAUAUGAGUUCUAUUAUUAAAAUUAAGAGCUGCCCUUUCUGCAUCCUGACUGUGCCAAGUCCUACGCCAAGGCUUUCGUCAGUCCAGGAACAAUCUCAGGAGCUUUGGGCAAAUUGCUCCACUUCACUUUUCCUACAUCUGUAACAGGGGCCUGCGUCUUGGCUUUAGAAGGGGACAGAAUCAAUUCCUGUCCAUUUUUCAUGUCCUACUUGCCAAGGACCAGCCUCAGCUUGGAGAGGGAUUCUGAGGAAGGGGUGUUUGGGAGUGUUGAAAAAAAAUGGCUCCAAGUCAAAUCUUGAGUCCAAGAUGGCAGCCUAUGCUCUGCUGGAGACAGCUUUACAGCCUGCUUUCUCUCUGAUCUGUUUUCUCUGGAGAUCUCCAGACAGCUAUCUCUCUCUAUGUUCUGCUUGAGACAGUUCUCCAAGCAGUUCUCUCUUGCUAUUCUAAAAAGUUCUCUGACUAGCCCAUCUCUUGCAAACCAUAAGCCCCGUCUUUUGUUUUACAUAUUAAUCUAGUCAUUUUCUCCUUUUGAUUAUCCUGUGAAUCAGCAUCUGGUGACCCAGCACCUUAAUUCUUAGGAGACAGCAACUACACACUUCCUUUUAACAUUGCAAAAGAAUUCAGAGAUUUGUCUGCUUCUGUUAAGCACAGGCAAUAAGCUAGCUGGGUGGGAUCCAGUCCUGAAAUGACCAUUUCUAUCACACCUGGACCUAGACUCGCUGUGUUCAAGGCAUAAUUCAUAUUGCAGCCUUAUUUUUUGAGAAGUUAUAUAUUUUUGAGCCCAUGUUCUUAGAGUUUUUAUCCAUAGCCUUAAGGGCUGUCCUGAGGAUCCCAGCCUUUACCAUUUUGGUGAGACACUAGCCACACCUUCACCUCCCUGACUCAUGCUGUCUCAGAUUAUCAUGGAGUCUAACAUUAACAUGGAGGAUGUUCCUCAGAGGAACAUGAAAUAUGUACAUUAGUAUACAAACAAACACUAUGUCCACGGCAGCCAUCAACACUCAUAGAGACCCAUGCCUGCUGUCCCCAUCCCACAGGCAGGAAGCAUGUCAUUCUGUCCCCACCAGGCCAUGACAGACUGGUCACAUACAGUCCAAGUCCAGUUGCUCCUAUGAUAAAAGAGCUCUAUCUGAAAGUCAACCAACACUGUGAGGGUGAAGGAAGUUUGAGACGAAUGAGCAUUGGUAGAAGAGGCGGGGAUGGCCCACAGAGGCCCUGCUCACCACUACAGAAUGGGCCAUUCACCUUGCUUCCUAAGCAGACAAACUCCAGACCUCUGUACUUCACUUCCUGAACCCAUAGGAAGCAGGAGCCUUAGGCAGUGCCAUCUGGGACCCUCAUGGCUCUGGGUUUCCUUGGUUGAGCAUUGGUUUCUCCCCAUAUCUACUCCCUGUCCUUUCUGGCAAUAUCUUCAAAUAGUCACUCAUUGCAGGAGUCAGACUAUCAGCACAAAAGCUUAGGUUCAAACAGACAAAAGUGAACUCUGCCUCCUUAAGAAGGUUGCGUUUAAGCACAGAGACACCCAAGGACUGCUUGGGAACGCCUGCUGUCCAGAGAUAUUGAAUCUAUUGUGAUAGGCAUGUAUGGGUGCUGAGAACUGAACCUGAGUCCUUUAGAAAAGCAGCAAGUGCUCUUAACUGCAGAGCCAAAAUGACAGGAACCAAUUAGCCAACCAAUUAGACCAUACUCUGUAAGAAGGGGAAAUAGAAUAGAUAGUUAUGGAUGGAUGGGGUGGUAGUGUAAUGGAGGAUCAAAUGAGGAGAUAGAGGGAAGAAGCAGGUAAGGAAGGGAAUCUGGGGAGGGAAAGCUAAAGCUAAGAGUCAUGAAACCUACUGCAGUAUAAGUGUCUUAAAAUAUGCAUAAAUCAUCUGCUCCCAGGGCAGACCAAAGGAAGAUGACCAAGCACACACCCAGUCAUGCCAGCUUGCAGAGGCUGGAGGAGAGACUCAAGCCUCUGCCAUGGGUACCUCUAUGAUGGAUGGAUGUGUGAUGGAGACAUAGGAAAGAUGGCAUGGUGGAGAGAUGGGAGAGAAAACAAAGCCGAGGGGCUCGUACACUGCAGGGAGAGGUAGAACUGGAGACUUAAGGUGAUGAGGAACAGGCAGAUGUGAAGAGGCCAUCAUGAGGUGCUGGACCAGGCUGCUUCCAAGGGCCAUGUCUGGGUCCAUGUCUGUGUCGAUGUCUACGGCUUGAGUUGCCACCAAAGGCCAAGAGGACGUCCAUGUUCAUGGUCUGGACUGCCACCAGAUAGCAUGUUGAGGAUAUGGGGACACCAGGGCCCAUGCUACUACCAGGGACCAUGUCUGGGUUUGUGGUCCUAUGACAGCUGGGGUCUAUGUUGAUGUCCCAGGCCUGAGAAACCACCAAAGGCCAUGCAAUGUCCCUUAUCUGGACUGCCACCUGAGGCACUGUGCUGAGCUGGCCCUAUCCCUUGAGGGCUAUCCUCCUUCUGAGAACUGACCCUGCCCCUAGUUUGGACAGCCCAGUAGAGCUGACCCUCAUGGCAGGGGGUGUAGGUGAGCUGUCCCAAGGACCUGAGAGAAGGAGAGCUGAUCCUGCCCCUUGCUGGCUAGGCCAUUGGGUGAGCUAGCCAGGGCAAUGGCCAAGGCAAUUCCAAAGAAUGUAGUGACUACUAUUUUUAAAAAGGCACGUGAGCUGGGGCUGGGACUUAGCUCAGGGGCAGAGUAGGGAAUACUACGUACAAGACCCCAGCUUUGAUCUCCAACACUGCUGGGGGGUGGGACAGGAAAAUUCUUGUGUAAAAACAGCAACAAGUUAGGCCUGGUAAUGCAGGUGCGUUUCUGUUGAAAUAAUGAAAACUGUGUGGUAUUGGUAUUAAAUGGACAACUCCAUGGGACAGAAUAGGAAAUUAAACAAAAGGGCUGACCACGAGAGACUUCCCUUCCAGUCUGGGGUGAAGAUCAAGUGGGCAGCUCCUGGAGGCACAAUCUCUCAGCGUUCUAGAAGGAUAACAUUCUGAGAGACUUGGUGACUCAAAUGGAAAGUAAGUAAGUGGUAGGCAAUGAUGUAAGGGAUGAUGGAGGGCUUACCAAACCAAUCAAUACAAGAACAGCUUGACAGAUUCUAAAGCAUAGCAUUCCAGACUUCACAUCAAUAAAAUAAAAAAGGCUGUAGGCUAAGGAACGAGUUCUUACUGGGCCCAGAAGGUUACGAUCUCCCCUGACACAUGCUUGUAUAGGUACGCUCGCUGUGAUAGGAUCAAUACAUAUACCAAUAGAAAAAAAACCGGAAAAUAAUGUCAAGGGAAACAUUUUAAAUAAUAAAAAAUUACUAUUUAGUAUGAAAACAAGAAAGAUUUUAGAAAUUAAAGUCAACCACAUUAACCUUUGUCUAUCAAUCUGCAAUAUAUAUGCUCUAUUGUUAACUAAAAUCAGUAAUGUUUGGAAAAGGAGCACUUCAUACACUGCCUCACUGUGAUGAGUCAACGGUCUAGUUCAAGAUCUCUGGCAUCUGCGACACCAUCAAUAUUAGAUUCUCACUGGGACUUAGUUAUCCUGCUGUUUCCCUGUGUCAUGGAGAUACUGAAGCUUUAGAACAGUAGGCCUGGCCAUUUCACGAGUCCCAACUCUUUGCAGAUGAUGCAGAUGUUAGGAUGGGCCAACAUAGAGCCCUGGAUCUGGGCCUGGGUGGUGGCUAAGCUGCUCAGCCUGCCGGCGUUUCCUAUCUACACCAUCACUGAGAGCUCUCCAGCACUGCUCUGGCUAGGCCACCAAGUGCCACCAUCAGCAGGUAGCAGGGGCUGCUCUCACAACCUCAGGGCUGGCUUACCCAUAUCCACACCUAGAUCCAGAGCCAGCUCUGCUGGGUUGUCUAGUCAAGGCAUGGGGCCCUCUUUUCCAUGUGCUGCAAACUGUGAUGGGCUGGGCCAGCUCUCCUACUCCAAUACCCUCCAGGCUGCCUUUCUGUGCCUUGGCCAUCAGGGCCAGCUCUACUGUGUUGCCCAGGCGAGGUGCAGGGCCAGCUCUCCCAAGUGCUACAGACAGUGAGGUAGAAGGGCUACCUCUCCUGCUCUCAGGACCACAGGGCCAUCUCUUCUAGCUACUGUAGGUAUCAAGUGGGAAGGACAUCACCCCUGUACCCAUGCCACCUCAUGGCAGAUAAAUGUCAGGCCAGCUCUACAUUCUCUCCCUCAGGUCUGGCUUAUCUGCACCACCUCUGCCAGGGCCACACCUACUGUGCUGCCCAGGUGAUAUGCAGGGCCCGUUCUCCUGGAGCUGCAGCUCAAAGGGACAGCACUAGCUCUCCCACUCUCGACACUGGGGCCAGCUCUCCCAACUGCUGCAGGUGGUGAGGAAGAAGGAGAGUCUCAGUCUCUCCACCUGGGCCAUCUCAUGGUAGUUGAGUGGCAGGCUGAGCUUUCCCAUACUCAUGACCCUGGAGCUGGGUUAUUCUUACCCCAGGGCCAGCUUCACCGAGCCUGGGCAAGGCUCCUGAGUCCCGAUCUCCUGAGUGCUGCUGAUGGUGGGAAAUGGGGCCAGCUCUCCAGAGAGCAACAUCCAAUGAGAGGUGGGGGCAGCUAUGUAACUUCUCCACAUCCACCUGGCUCCCCACAGAGCCAGACAUGACCCUAAGGAGCAGUUCUGGAUAGGAUCUCAUCAUGGCCCCAGGUGGCAGGUGUGGCCUCUCACGACAGCCCAGGGAUAGUCCCAUGCGCAAUGGACUGGGCUUUCCUGCAGCAAUCGCUACUUAAUAAACUGCUCUGCAAGCUUGCCUCCAACCCCAUCUUAUGGAGGCACAUUCUCUAUUGGAGGCUCCCUCUUCUCUGAUGACUCUAGCUGGGUUCAAUGGACAUUAAAUUAGCAGGUACACCAGCUUAGGGGAGGAAGUUUGCCUGAGAGUUUAAGGAUAUAGUCCAUAACAGCCAGGAAGACAUAGCAGCCAAAGCUUGAGGCAGAUGGCCAUAUUGCAUCUGCAGCUGGAAGCAGAUGAAAGCCAUUACUCAUUUCAUCUUUCUGUUCUGUUUGUGACCACAGCCCGCCAUAGCCAGUGUGGGUGCUCAUCCUCAGUUAACCAAACCUGAAAACUUCCUCCAGACACACCUAAUAGACAUCUUUCCUUAGCAAGGAAAAAAAAAAGUCCCAUUUUUACAUUGCCGACCAGUAUUGCUUUGUAUGGAUUUAACACACUUCACCAACUAUACCAUCGAUAAAAACGUAACAUUUUUCCUCUUCAGAGUUGUAAGUACUCUUGUAGUGAUUAACUCUGAGUAUGCAUUUGUACAUGUGCACGGAUACUUCUUUUUUUUAAAAAAGAUUUAUUUAUUUUAUUUUGUAUAUGAGUACACUGUAGCUGUCUUCAGACACACCAGAAGAGGGCAUCAGAUCCUAUUACAGAUGAUUGUGAGCCACCAUGUGGUUGCUGGGAUUUGAACUCAGGACCACUGGAAGAGCAGUCGGUGCUCUUAACGACUGAGCCAUCUCUCCAGCCCUGCACAGAUACUUCAAGUGGAAAACUCUUAGACGUAUGAUAAAAAUGUGACUUUGCUUGCAGUAGCUAUGAACGUGUUUAGUUCCUCCGUCUGUCUGAUUGCCGUGUGUAGUAACUUGUUGGCUAUUAGUAAGCUCAGAGUCCUUCCACAGUUCUAGAUUUUAUCUGCCCUCAGACCAUUUUCCCUCUUCCAGUUUUGAAUUCUGGGAACAGUUCUCUUGUGAAGAAUCUACUUCCUGUUUUGAGAGAGGUUUCUUCUGCUUCUCUCAGUUCUGGAAAUGGGCUUAUUGCUCAACGUAGCCAAUCAUAGCACUCUGUCCAGAAAAGUGAUAAUUAUUUGUAUGUUGUACUGGCUGGUUUUAUUGCUAUAAUUUUCCUGACAAGCUAAAGUCAUCCGAGAGGAGGGAACUUCAAUGAAGAAACUACUUCCGUAGUUUCUUUUAAAAAUCUUUUAAAAAAGAUUUAAUAAAUAAAUCUUAAAAAAAGAGAAGUAUCCGUGCACAUGUACAAAUGCAUACUCAGAGUUAAUCACUACAAGAGUACUUACAAGACUGUAGGGCAUUUUCUUAAUAAGUGAUUCCUGGGGAGAGCCAAGCCCACUGUAGCUGUUGCCAUUCCUGGGCUGGUGGUCCCAGGUUUGACAAGAAAACAGGCUGAGCAAGCCACAGGGAGCAAGCCAGAAAGCAGCACCCCUCCAAUGGCCACUGCGUCCGUUCCUGCCUUUAGGGUUUAGUUCUGCGUGAGUUCUUGCCCUCACUACUUUUGAUAAUGAACUGUUAUAUGGAACUGAGUGAAAUAAACCCUUUCCUCCCCAAGUUGAUUUUGGUCAUGGUGUUUCAUCACAGCAGUAAUAAUCAAAACCAAACACGUGUGGACAGUUUAUUCAAGUUGAAUCAAUGGAGAUCACCCCCAGCAUGUUUUGAAGUAACAGUUGGAGUAAAGAAUGCUAUCUCUCUCUGAAGUUUCUGAGGUUCUAGUAUAUGAAGUUAGAAUUCUCACUGGCCACUUUUGCUUUCUGAAUUUGUCAAGUUAUCCUUGUCACCUUGAUAUAGCCUACAGUCAUCAGGGAAGAAAGCCUCAACUGAGGAAUUGUAUGGCUCAGAUUGACCUGUGGCUCUGUAUUUAGGGGAUUGUCUUGUUAAUUGAUGUGGGAUUCACCGGGGCACCAUUCCCACCUAAGGUAGCAAGUAGUCCUGGGUGAUAUUAGAAAGGAGGAGCCUUAGUGAGCGAGCCUUCACAACACUCAUUGGUGGUUUCUGCUGUCGUUUCUUGGCUCUGAGUGAGCUCCCUGGUUGGAGGUAAUGCUCGCUGUAAGGAAUAGCCAGAAGACCUGCCUACUGGUUCCUACCUAGAUGUCUUGACCGGAUUUCCCUCAGUGAGACACUAUGACUUGAAAGUUUAAACCAAAUAACACUCUUCCUCCCCACUUCAUUUUAGGCCAGUGUUGGGGACAUAAGUGAGACCAUUCUGUGUAACUUGGAACCAUUUGAUGUGAUUUGGAAUAAUGCAAUGCAUGAAAGCUGCCAUAAGGCAGCUCAGAUACAGCCAAGCCCGAGACAGGCCUUGAUAGCUAAUGAACUAAUCUCAAGGUGGCAUUGAUUUGAGCCCUAAGCUGUGAACCCCAAUAGUGAAAAAAUUGCAGCUUUGGAGGUAACCCCUAGGAUUGCAAUGCUGUUCUCCGAUCAAUGAUAUUAAUACCCAUUGGCAAGAGUACUUUGAGACUGACCUCUGUAUAUGCCCCUGGCUCUGGAGACCUUUGAACCUAUGGCACCAUUGCUGAAAUCAUGUGUCCACCUGUCAGUGAUAACCACCCACAAAUGUGCUCAAUGACCUCCACCAGAGCCAUCCUCCUGGUGUGGAUGAUGAAUCAGAGAAAACCCUGCCUCAGCCAACUGUUCCCACUUAGAGAGACGUAUAUUUAGCCUUUAUAUUAGCAUGGUAGAUUAAGGAAUAUGUGUGUGUGAAUAAAGCAAGCAUAUUUGACAGACAAAUCUCGCUCUUCGCCCAAUCUACUGAGAGAAUGUAGACCAUUCUCAGCAGUCAGAAAAUGUCGACAUCGUUCUGAAGGGGCGCACGGUCACUGUGAAGGGCCCCAGGGGAACUCUGCGGAGGGACUUCAAUCACAUCUAUGUAGAGCUGAGUCUUUGUGGAAAGGAAAAGGAAAGGCUCUGUGAUGACAAAUGGUGGUGGUGGUGGUGGUGGUGAGUAACGGAAAGGAGUGGCCACUGUCAGAACCAUCUGCAGUCGUGUUCAGAACAUGAUCAAGGGUGUGACACUGGGCUUCCAUUACAAGAUGAGGUCUGUGGAUGCUCACUUCCCUGUCAAGGUCGUUAUUCAGGAGAAUGGGUCUCUGGAUGAAAUCCGAAAUUCCUUGGGUGAAAAAUACAUCCAAUCCACAGAGUUCAGAUGAGGACAGGCGUUGCUUGUUCUGUCUCUCAAGCCCCGCAGGAUGAAUUAAUCCUUGAAGGAAAUGAUAUUGAGCUUUCUUCCAUUUCAGCGGCUCUGAUUCAGCCACAACAGUUAGGAACAAGGCUAUCAGGAAGGUUUUGGAUGGCAUCCGUGUGUCUGACGAGGGAACCGUGCAGCAGCCUGACGAGAGAGACCUCAGUUUCCUGGCUCCAGAAACAAGAUCCUGAUCACAAGGACAAUGUGGGCUCUUUGAGGACGAUGAAAUACUUACAUGUUGUUAGGAAAGAAAGAAAGAGAGAGAAAAAGAAAGAAAGAGAGAGAAAGAAA
Messenger RNA from Rattus norvegicus (Norway rat), 24117 nucleotides. The record is from RefSeq and is a predicted model, not a curated record. Lineage: Eukaryota; Metazoa; Chordata; Mammalia; Rodentia; Muridae.